Molecule: messenger RNA, 3516 nt
Organism: Oreochromis niloticus (Nile tilapia)
Lineage: Eukaryota; Metazoa; Chordata; Actinopteri; Cichliformes; Cichlidae
Gene: gask1a
Product: golgi associated kinase 1A
Exons: 6
Coding region: 323-2287 (654 amino acids)
Cellular component (GO): Golgi apparatus
Source: RefSeq, a predicted model, not a curated record
CAGCAGCUGCGCGUUCCCCUGGGAGAGAAAACGGCGCUCGCGACACCCCGUAGACUACUUUUUGAACUUUGCAGAUACAAAAUUAAGGACAUGGUGAUGUAACUUCUGGAAAAUGACUUAUUAGAAGCAAAAAGUGUUUUUAGUUAGCAAAGCAAGCAGUUUCCAGACUAGACAUUUUGUUGUCCGACUGGCCCGUGGCGGUUGCAACUUAAGGACCACCGGCUGUCUCAUGCUUGUGUGGGGAUUCGACAACUUCCAGUCAAAGGGGAUGUCCGUAUGAUAAAUGAUAUAAGGGUAAUGCGCUCGACCAGCGGCACGCACCAUGGCCUGGCGAGUGUGGUCCAAACUCUGGUGUGGUCACACAUGGAUCCUACUUCUUACCCCUCUUUUCCUUCUCUUCCUCAUGAUCUUUGUGAUGACAGUCACUCUGCCGCUCCCUUCACCACCCGCUGACAUCGCCUGGAGGUCGUCCCGGGCCCUGAGUUCUACGGGGGAGUUCAGAUCCAGGAACAGGAUUGUGGAGCCCCUUCCAGCUGCUGGCAUCCAGCAGCCACUCACUCACAUGUACAGCAGGAGCUUGAGAAGCAGCAGUAGAAGAGAGACAUCUAAACAUUCUGUGCCACUUCAACCUUUCGGGGAUGCUGCUGGCAAUGACAAAAACAGCAUCAAAGAGAGACGUCACGCUGACAUACAAAGAAAUAAACACAAAAGCAAAGGCAUUGCCUCCAAGAGAAAAGAGCUGGCAGGCGCCAACCAGCCAGCCAGUCAUCACCGUCUCCAUCCAGAGUUUAUAGACAACAACACACUGCCAAAGCACAGAAUUAAACCAAGCAACCAGAGUGCUGUGGCAAAACAAGCUACACAAACAUACAUUUAUCUUGAAAAGAGUGCUUCAGCAGAUCCCAUAGAAAGUGAGACAGGAGCUGCAGAUAGACAGGCAGCCAAAUUGAGGUUUAGACACACAAACUGGAAUGCAGACAAACAGUUACAUGGCAGCCAUACGAGUGCAAAGAUAGCACAACAACACCUGGGUUUAAAAAAACACAAACAACCAACAAAACAGAAUCUGAAAUCAGACAAUGUGCAGGCUGUUAAAAAGCUCCCUGGAUAUUUCAUAAAACACCGUAAUCUCUCUGAGGAUCCCUUGGAUGCGAAAAAGAUCCCGGGAUCACUGGCCAAACCAGAGGUCACUGUGAUGAAAGAUGACAUCGACUGGUGUCAAAGCUUCACAGAGCAGGACUUCCCAGACAGCGACCGCAGGAGGAUCAGGGCCGACUCGCACCGCCUUCCCUGGUUCAGCAGGGUAGACAUCCAGAAGAUGGAGUUCCUCGCUAAGGGCGAGGUGGUUAGCAAGACCAGGAUGCCGGGACACGGACAGGUGCUCCAAGUGGCACUGGAUGCUCCAGCAGACCAACAGAAGCCAUCCGUGAUGAGAGACUCACAUCAGCACGGAGAAGGAUGUGGACGUUCAACUACCCACGGUGAGCGCUGCCAGCAGGGCUGCUGCUCCCUGGUUAAGCGCACUGAUGACUGGAUUGAAGUGUUCGCCUUCCACCUGGACAGAGUGCUGGGACUCAACAGAAGUCUCCCCGCAGUUCUGAGGACCUUUCAUAGCCACGUGCUGCCCAACAGGUACAUUAAUGGUACCCCCAGACCUGCAGUGUGGUGGGACCCAGAUAUUCACCACCUUUCUGAUGAAGACAAUGACCAGAACUCAGUACAGCUCAGCUGGGUUCACUACCAGAAACUGCUAAAAGCUCGCUGUGGGAGUGAAACAGACCUGAGGUCAGCCCCCUGCGUGGGAGUGCAGCACUCAGAGUGGGGAAGGCUAGCUCUUUUUGACUUCCUGCUGCAGGUAAACGACCGCCUGGACAGGUACUGCUGUGGUUUCAUACCUGAUCCCACAGAACUCUGCGUGGAGAACCUGCUGUAUGCAAGGUGUGCCAACACCAAAGACCUGCUGCUGGUUCACAUCCUGGUGAGGAAGGCGGAUCCCUCCACAUUGGUGUUCAUAGAUAAUGCUGGGAGACCACAACAGUCUACAGACAACCUCAACUUCAGGCUGGUUGAGGGCAUUGAUGAAUUUCCAGAGAAAGCUGUGUCUGUGCUGCACUCAGGCUGUCUGGAACGUCUUCUGCUACACUCCCUUUACACAGACAGGGAAUUCUGGGACAGCCACGGCGGGUCCAGCGGUCUCAGGCCUCUCAUCCACAUGGUGGAGCAGAGAGGGAAAAUUCUCCUGCAGCACAUCAGGGACAAAAAGCUUCAGCUCAACAGGGAUCUGUGACUGACCUGAUCAGGCCAACCUGGAUUAUAAAGUAGAUGCAAACUGCAGAUCAAUGAGCUCGAAAUCCUAUUAGCUGUCGUGAAAGAGAGCAAGAGUCGCUGGAAGAAAAGAAGCCUGCAGAAAUGAAAUGCAUUGUAUAAUUUAAAGCACAAAAGUCAUUUAGAUUGAAAGUGCCCAUGCACCGAAGCACAAAGAAAACAGAUUUAGAAUGGUUUUUGCAGUGCAGAGUCAUCCAGGGGUCACAUGGUGGUAUAAAAUAUUUAAAUGUGUGCAAACAGAUCAACAAAGCAACAAAGUGGACUGAAACACUGGGAGCUAAGUGCACUGUCUGGCAGCCCGAACCCAGCAAGUCAUGAACAUGUUUGAGUUUCUCACUUCAUGAUGCGCCUUUCAUUCUUCGUUGUUUAAUCUUAGUCUUCUGUAGUAUUGGCUGUACAGCAGAUACAGUAUUUUUAAAAGGUGCAACUGCUUUUAAGUCAGCUGGCCAGAUGGACUACUGUGCUCUUGCAUUCUGGUCUGCACUUUGUAAAGGUGCUAAAGGGCCCUCAGUGCCUCACAAUGUGACGCCCACGAGACUGACCAAAUGUCAGCAUGUGGUGUUUUUAGAGUAAGAUUGAGUUGAUACAAAGCACCCUGAAAAUUUCUAAAGGUAUAUUGCAACUUGCGUUAUAUCACCAAGUCCUACCACAAAAGACAGUUUGAUGUCUAGGCUUCAAGCUCAUCACUCACACCAAAUAUGAUUCCCACAGAAACUAGCGAGUGAUGACUAAACAUCCUCCCUGGAGCCUACAGGUUGAUGGAGGUAGAGACCCAGGACAGCAGAGCCAUUAAUAUGUCAGAGGGAGAAAUGGGAAAUUUGGGAAUGAAGGAAGACUGCUAAGGCUUCGGCAGGUGUAUGACAUAAGGAGAGAGUGUGUAUGACUUACCAGCCAGAGCUCACAAGCUUCACUCCAUUUAAUUCAUUACAAAAUAAAGUCUGUUGUCAUGUCUCUGCUUUAGCCUUUUUUUAUUGUUAUUAUUCAGGAAACAGAAUCAAAACUAAACCUGAAGGUGUGUCAUUUUGUGUACCCUGUUAAAAAAAGAGAAAGCAGUCGUAAAUUUGAUUGACUCAAAUGGUUUGAUCAUCUGCAGAAUAUGUAAUACCCCUGUAGCUCCGUCUGUUCUUCAGGGCGCCUGUCACUGGCUUUUCAUUGAAGCCUCCCAUCUGCACUCAGUAGCUUCUCCCCAAA